AAUUGAAAUCAGAACAGUGUAUUUUUGAAACUAUUCAAUCAGAAUACAACGAAAACCAAAGAGAUGAAGAAGCGGGAAAUUUUGUUGACAGUUGCAUAUUUGACAGUGCUUAUCUGUGUUUCUGGAGCAGUGGAAACUAAUGUAACUGGCGAAGGAGUUGUCCAAGGCUUAAUCCCAGACUGUCCGGGCGUCUGGCUACCAUCCAGAAUAAAACCAGAAAGCCUGAAACAGCUCCAACUAUCAGUCCUGAGCAAUGGCAACUAUCUCACAGCCAAAUGGCCGAAGUAUAACUACUACCGAGUGAAGGAGAUCGUCCGUAAUCCUGAUUUUGACGUGAAGAAAAAGACUAUGCUUUAUGUCGGUGGUUACUGGGAUUCAGGGACUUGGGGUGUGGGAAGACUAUUGGGUCUUUUGUAUAAGCAGAUGGACUAUAAUGUGCUUCUUUUGGAGACGGUGUAUUUCACGACGACGACUUUUACGCAAGCUUCACGCUUAAUACGUCCAGUCGGAAAACACGCUGCUGAGAUGCUAGCAGCCCUCACUAAGCUUGGUAUGGACCCAAAAAAUCUGACAAUAUGCGGCAUCAGCCUCGGCGGACAAACCAUGAGCUUCAUAGCCAAGAACUUCAGGAGAAUCACUGGUCAGAACGUCUCCACUCUCGUCGCCUUAGACCCUGGUGGUCCCUGCUUUAGAUAUCUCGGACCGGACCACAGAUUAGACCCCUCGGACGCAGAUUUCGUCAUCGCUAUCAUCACAAACAGCGAAGGAUUCGGGAUAGGUACUCCAGUUGGGACUAUCUCGUUCUACGUCAAUGGAGGCGAAUGGCAACCGGGGGAAAUUUCGUUCAUUCCGUGCCUGAUUCCAUGCAGUCAUAUAAGAUCUUAUUUUCUCUGGUUGUCUGCUUUGAUGAACCCUCAUCGAUUAAUUGCUGUGCGUUGUGAAUCUGUCGCGCAGGCGAAAUUGGGUGAUUGCUAUGAUACAGAGCCUUUGGUAACGAAUACUUUAGAUAUGUAUUUAGAUAGAAGUAAGCCGGGUAUCUAUUAUCUGCCGACGAGCAACAGGUGGCCGUUUGCUUUGGGUAAGAGAGGCUUGAGAAAGAGAAGUAACAAUACUUUUAACCCGUAUUAG
Cydia splendana is the source of this 1128-nucleotide messenger RNA. Its product is annotated as phospholipase A1 member A-like. Gene Ontology annotation, biological process: lipid catabolic process. Bases 64 to 1128 code for a protein of 354 amino acids. Lineage: Eukaryota; Metazoa; Arthropoda; Insecta; Lepidoptera; Tortricidae. The record is from RefSeq and is a predicted model, not a curated record. Gene Ontology annotation, molecular function: lipase activity. The transcript is spliced from 3 exons.